Messenger RNA from Salvelinus fontinalis (brook trout), 1684 nucleotides. RefSeq names its product zinc finger protein 583-like. The transcript is spliced from 2 exons. Gene Ontology annotation, molecular function: RNA polymerase II cis-regulatory region sequence-specific DNA binding; DNA-binding transcription factor activity, RNA polymerase II-specific. NCBI's taxonomy places the organism in Eukaryota, Metazoa, Chordata, Actinopteri, Salmoniformes, Salmonidae. The record is from RefSeq and is a predicted model, not a curated record. Gene Ontology annotation, biological process: regulation of transcription by RNA polymerase II. Bases 27 to 1154 code for a protein of 375 amino acids.
UUCCGUGAAACUGGACGUAAACAAAGAUGGUGGAUUGUGAAAAUACUACUCACACAGAAAACAAAAUGAAAAAAUUGGAAUUGUUGAAUAUAUUUCUCACCGAGAGAUUAACCACGGCUGCCAAUGAGAUAUUUGGGGCUGUGAAGGGUACGAUAGUUGAGUACCAGACAGAAAUCGUUCGUUCCAAGGAGGAGAACAAUCAUCUCCGAAAGCUGCUGGAUAUCGCUGUUCAGCGCGUUCUACUUCAAAAAGACUGUCAUACUAUCCAUCUCACCGAAGAUGCAUCUUCACCUGAGCAGCAGCAUCGUGAGCAGGCGUGGACCCCCGGUCUAGGCCAGGAGGACCCAGAACCCACACAGAUUAAAGAGGAACAGGAGCUCAGAAACAGUCCAGAGGACGAGCAGCUUCAAGGGCUGGAGUCUGAAACCAAAGGAGAAUCCAUAUAUACGCCUUCUUUUUUGAAAAGUAACUGUGAUCAGGACCCACCUCAGCCUUCACAUCUUCCCCAAACUGUGAACAACAGAGAAGGAGACUCUUUUGCCAGAACCAUAUCUAAUAAGCAUAUCAAAAUAGAGAAUGAAGGAGAAGGCUACAGCACAUUAGAACCAACCAGUGACUUACAGCACGUCUUCACCGUGAAUUCAGACUGUCUUGCAGCUCGGAGUGAAAACAGUGCCCAACCCAAUAUCAACAAUAGAAUUCAGAGAGGACUCUCAGAAUAUGAGGCCCCACAGCCACAGGGAACAUAUGAAAGAGAAAGUAUUGGUCUACACAUACACGUUAGAGACCAGAACACCACCAAGCUGCCUCAACAAAGAUCCCCCUAUCAAGCCCAAGGUAUACAGAGAGUGUAUCCUUGCCGGGAGUGUGGGAAGUGCUUCAAUUUCUCUUGUCAGUUAGAAGUCCACAUGCGAUGGCACAGCAAGGAAAGACCAUUCAGCUGCUCUGUGUGCCGAAAAAGCUUCACCACCAUCAGCCUGUUGAGGAGACACCACCGCAUUCACACUGGAGAGAAACCCUACCGCUGUCACAUCUGUGGGAAAUGUUUCAAUCAGUCGGCUCACCUGAACACCCACUUUAAAAUUCACCCAGGGGAGAGACCACACAGCUGGAAAAUGGCUCAGUCAAAACGUGGGGCUGGGCUGGAUGAUUAGCCUAUUAGGGUCUUGCCAUAGUUAUCCUUAUCCCUAAUGAUAAUAAUAAAUGGGACUUUAAGCACCUUUCAAAAACCAUAAGAACACUGCACACCAAAGAGUAUAAAACAAGACAAUAAAAUGAAUAAAAGCUACUUAUCUUAGGCUAGGGCUGAGUAAGGGUGAGCUAAGCUUAGGUGAAUGCAAGACUAAACAAGUAGGCUUUGAUAUUGUUUUUGAAAAUGGUGAUGGAGUCUGAAUUGCAGGUGGCUUGGGGGGGAGAGACUUCCAGAGUUUGGGGGCAGCGGUGCUAAAUGCUUUUUUAGCAACCAAGAAAUGGCGGAGCGAUUUCUGCAUAGUGCAUCUUUAACUGUUUUAAUAAAUAAUUGGUCUGUUUCAAGUCAGGAUGACUAUUUGUGCAAUCUUCUACCAUCCAGGCAGCAGCAAUAUGUGUGGGUGUAGUACCAUGUCAAGUAUGUACUGUGGUGGCGUCUUCUGUAUAUAAGAAUCUCACUUUUACACUAUUCGUACUAUUACCAAAAGUCCUACCC